AUGAUUCAGGAUAUUGAGAAGACAGCCCUGCUCUCUGAGCAUGUCAAUCUGCUUAUCACUGAGGUGGAACCCGAGGCAGCAGACCAGGAAAUGCGGGAUUUUGAGGUGCAGAUUGACCUGGCUGAGGAAGAGCAGCAGAAACCCUUCUCUGAGAAGGCAGUGAAGAGAGAUUUUAAGGUGGUUAUCACCUCAGAUGAGGAGAAGGAGAAGGAGAAGAAGAAUGAGAAGUGA
Messenger RNA from Blastomyces dermatitidis ER-3, 231 nucleotides. RefSeq lists its product as uncharacterized. The coding region runs from base 1 to 231 and encodes 76 amino acids. The transcript has a single exon. The record is from RefSeq and is a predicted model, not a curated record. Lineage: Eukaryota; Fungi; Ascomycota; Eurotiomycetes; Onygenales; Ajellomycetaceae.